Corticium candelabrum is the source of this 619-nucleotide messenger RNA. RefSeq lists its product as uncharacterized. The transcript is spliced from 5 exons. The record is from RefSeq and is a predicted model, not a curated record. The coding region runs from base 37 to 441 and encodes 134 amino acids. NCBI's taxonomy places the organism in Eukaryota, Metazoa, Porifera, Homoscleromorpha, Homosclerophorida, Plakinidae.
GGACUCCUUGUCGGUCACUGGGCAUGCGUCAAUGACAUGGACUGGGAAUCACUCGUGGAAGAGCACUUGUUGAAGUCGAGUGAUAAAUUGAGUGGCAUCGCAUUAGUGUCACGUCACGGUCAUGUCAUCAGUUGCAGAGAAGAACUUGCAGCCAACAUACCAGAAAGCUACUGGAAUCAGUUCCAAUUACUCUUCACUAAAAGACACACUCCAGAAGUUGGUAGACUGGUGCUGCCUGCAGACGACUGUGAUGAAGAUGAUGUGUUCAUAGUGCAUACACGAACCGAAACAAGUGUCUAUGCAACUACCAAGGGAAACUUUCGUGGCCUAGUAGCAUGUCUCCUGCCACACGGAGUGCUCGUAUGUUCCUAUCACGCUCCACAGAGCCCUCACACGGUGGCAGACUUGGUAGAGAGGUUUUGUGAAAUACUGAGAUCAUGACCAUUGCAUGAUGCCAUUUGAUACAGAACGUACAGCAGACACAGAAAUCUAUACUGCCUAACACAUAGCACAUACACUAAUGACUACUCUAGAGUAGACAGUUAGCAGCACAACAGUCUCUGAAGCAAAAGUGGACAAAUUCUCAAUUCACUUUUGUCCUUACACCCCUUCAAUGAUG